AUGAUUUAUUUGUCUUCUUACAAUAAAACUUUAGAAUUCUAAAGUAUUUUAGAAGAUAAGCAAAAGGCCAUCAUAAAAUCAGAAGAUGUUUAUUAAAGAAUAUUGAAAGAUUUUUUUAACUUAUUGACGUGUCAAGAUAAGGAAAUUUUAAUCAAUUAAUUAUUGGCUAUCUAUCCUUAGAAUGAAUUUUAUUAAUAAAUGAAAAAGUAAAUAAAAGAUGAAAAUCCUUAAAUGGGAGUGUUAGAACUUUUAUUAAGUAUCUUUUCUGACAAUCAUUCUAAAGUCAAUCAAGAAAACUAUGAAUUUAAUGAUAAACUCUAAGAGAUGAUUAUAGAAUAAAAUUGGAUAAAUUUAUAAGAAAUUUUGAAUCCUAAAUUUAUGUAAUACAAUUUGGGUCCGAAUUUGAUUAAAAAAUUGAGGGAGCAUAAUUUUAAAAUUAUCGAUUUAAUCCAUUAAUGUUAAGAUGACCACUUCCAAUUAAAUUCUAUUAUGUUAAUAAAUUUGUUAUUCUUUAUUUAUUUACCUGAAAAUAUUGGAAUUACCUAAGAAGAAAAAAUUCUAAUAUAUUAAUUUUUGACUGAAAUUUUGGGUUAGGUUUGGCUGCAAUUUGAAUAUUAUAUUUCUUCUUUCUAGGACAAUAAAAUAAAAAGAUUGUUUUUAAAUUUAUCUGGAGAUUUUACAAAACUCAAAUCCAAAUUAGAUGAAAGCAUAAAUUAAAUCUUAUAAGUAGAUAUUGACUCAAAUUCAUUUGAAAUAUUGUAAGAUUUGAUAUUAGAAAGAUUGCCAAUAGACCUUUAGUUAUAAGAAAUUUUUUAUUUGGCAUGCAUUUAUGUAUUUUAUAUAGGUUUAUCACAAACACCACAAAUUUUAAAUUAAAAGUUGUAAAAACUUAAUAAAUUUUUAGAAGCAAAAUAAUUACAAAGACCUUUAAUUGCUCCAGAGUUAACAUUGGCUAUAGCCAAAUUUUAAGAAGAACAAAUGAAUUUUUUAGGUAGAUUUUCUAAAUUCAAAAUCAAUAAUUAUAAUAGCAUUUUUUAUCAUCUAUUUCAUUCCAAUUUACUCUAUCUAAACAAAAAACAGCAUAUCGUAAAUCUGAGUUUUUAAUACUACUGUCAGUUUUCUAAAGUAUUGAACUUGCUUUGCUAUAUAGAGGAAAAGGAUAAGCGUAAGAUAGCCAGUCUUAUGAGUCAAUUAAUAAAAAUGUAAUAAAUAGAAGAAAUUAUAAUCGAAUUAAAAAAACAUGUAGAUGCAUUUCCUAAUAAUGGAUUAAUUAUUCUUUUUAGAAUUACCUAAGAGAUUUUAAAUUUUGAGUUUGAUCUCUAUUUAAUACUCAAAUAAUAUAUUUAUAAUCCUAUUCGGAGUUCUCAGAUUCAAUUUAUCAUCAAACUCUAUUAUUCAUAAAGUUAAUCUUAUUAAGACUUUGAUUAAUUAUUAACAUAGGCAAUUAAUUUAGAAUGGGAUUUAAUCAAAAAUAAUCCAAUUAAAUAUAUGAUGGUUGAUAAUAUUUUAUAACAUUAUUUAUAAAAUUGUAUUUCCAUCUGCACAUGUCCUUUUCAAAUUUUGCGUAAGAUUUAUGAAGGGAUGUUAGAUCCAACAAAAAAAACCCCUUUAGUAAUAACUUACUAAUAAUUAUUAAAUUUGUUUGAUGAUGAUGAAGUUCAUAAAUUUACCAUUUUGAAUUAAUAAUAAUAAAUCACCUCAGAAGAUUAUGUAUUCUCCUUUAAAAUUUUAUUGUAAUUAUAUAGGUGUUUUCAAACAGCUUUAGAGAAGAAAUUGUUUAUGAUUUCUUUAGAUAAAAUUAUAUUAUUGAAAAAUAUGUAUUGCAUUGAAAAUUUAAUACAAAUUUCUAAUGAAUAAUAUGAAGUUGAAUUCAUUACUAUAAUCAUUUAGAUGAUGUAUGAGUGGAAAUAAAAUAACAUAUCUAAGCUUUCAAGAUUAGCAGAGGAAUUAUACAUCAAGGAUAGUAAUAUAUAUGAGAGAUUUUUAUCAAAAUUUAACUUUUUUUAAAAAAACUAAUUGAAACCAGAGUCUAUUCUAAAACAAACUAAAUAUAAUAUUUAUCCAAAUAAUCUUAACAUUACAUUAGAAGAAUUUAACAUAUCACUCAUUCUUUUAAGUUAGUAAUAGUAAUUAGUAUUGGUUCAAAAUUGGAUAAAUGAUGUCAAAGAUUCUAAAACUUUUCGAUAACUUAUUCCUUUCUUCUUCAACAUAAUUAAAAGAGGAGAAUCUUCAACUUAAUUUCUCUCUCUAAUAAAUAGGGAAAUUAAAAAAAAUGUUACUUAAUUCAAAAAAUAUGGACAUUUUAAUUAAAAAGCAUUAUUCCAAAUAUUUUACCUUAAUUCUAAUAUAGAACUAUAAGUGAUUUUAUUAAAGUUAAUGAGUAAAUAAUAUCCAAUACCAUUAUUGUAUAGAGCCCCAUUCGAUAAUUAAUGGACUGAUGAUAAAGUAAUAUUUAAUGUUAAUACUAUUUAUGUUCAUUAAGAAAGCUUUUCGAUUAUUAAUUUUAGCUUAGAAGAAAAUCAAUCUAGAAUAGGAAAAACUGAAUUAAUAAAUAAAAUAUUUUACAAACAAGCUAAAUUUGAAAUAUUAGAUAAUAAUAGAUUGAACUCUUCGACAAUUGAUAUCAUGUAUGAUUUUGAGUUCAAUGAUACUCGACGUUUAUCAAUUGCUGAUGCUCAUGGUUUUAUUCCAUUAUCAAAGUUAGAUAGUAUAUUACCACUAUUUAAUAUGUGGAUAAUUUAAUUAGAUGGAGAAAAAUAAAUUGAAAAUACAAUUCAAAAAUUGAAUUAGUUAAGAUCGUUUAAAAAUAAAGAUAAAGUUGUUUGUUUUUUAAUAAGAAAUUAGAGCAUGAAUUUAUCAAACAGUUCAAUUAAUGAAAUUAACGAUUUAUAAAUAGAAUAUCAUUCAGUUUGUGAUCUAUCAGAUAAAAAUCUUAAUCAACAAAUGAUAGAUGAGGAAAUUGAAUAAGUUUCGCAUUUUCUACUUUCUAGAAUUGAUAAAAACAAUAAGUCAAAGCAUAAAACUUAGAAUGAAUAUAUUUAAUUAAUUAAAAAUGAAUGCAAUGAAGAAUAAUUCAAAGGGAUUUUAGAUAGUUUAAAUCUUUUUUAAACAAUUGAAUAAGAACUUGAAGUUUUAAUAUAAAAAGAAGACGGGUUUUAUCAUUAGAAUGCAUUUCCUAUAAGAAGUAUUGAUUGGAAAAUUAAAUAAAAAAAAGAAUCAUUUUAGCUUAUUUAAUAAGAUAAAGAAUGUUAAAAUAAUUAAUAAGAAAUUAAAAGCAGUAUCUAAGAAUUAGAAAAUUAAAAAAAUAAACAAUAACCAACCUAAUUGAUUAAUUUGUUCUGUAAAAUGUUACAAUAAAGUAAUUACUAUCUAUUGUAUCUUUAAUUUGUAGAGAAAAUUAGAAAUUUUAAUGAUCAUCAUAACUAUAAGCUUCAGGAAUAAAAUUAAUGUAUUAAUGAUUCAAUAUAAAGAUUAAAAAAGGAAAAAGAAGCUCUUAGGCUUAAUGAAUAAAAUAAAUAAAUAUCACCUGAAUUAAUGGAAUAAAGGAGUUAAAAACAAAAAGAAAUAUAAUAAUUAAUUAAUGAAUUGAGAACUAAUUAAGAAAUUAUCUCAAAAAGAAAUAUUGGAAUAGAGUUAUUUUGGAGAGAAAUUAUAUCUUAAAAAAAAUUAUGCAAUGAUUCUAAAAUUGAUAUUGAUCCAGCAAAGAUCGUGAAAGAAAUGAUCUAAAAAGGAGAAUCAUUUGAGUUUCUAGAUGGAGAUUAACUAAAUAUUGAUUAAUUAUUCUUAACAUAAUUGAUUCAAAAUUUCAAUAAUUAAGGAGAAGAAAAAGUUUUAGUUUUAAGUAUUCUAGGUCCUCAAAGCUCUGGAAAAUCUACUAUUUUAAAUAAAAUAUUUGGUUGUCAUUUUUGGACUAGUGUAGGUCGAUGCACUAAAGGAAUUUAUUUAUAAUUAUUGAAAAUUCAUAAUACAGAAUAUUUUGACAAUUUAUUUGAUUAUUUGAUCAUCUUAGAUACAGAAGGUCUUUAAAGUCCAAAUUAAGAGGAUCCAGAAUUUGAUAAAAGAAUUGCAUUAUUUGUAUUAUCAAUUAGUAACAUCAUAAUAGUAAAUGUUAAAGGGGAUAUAACUAUUCAAUUCAGAUCAUUAAUUGAAAUGUGUAUGUUUACGUUGGGAUAAAUGAAAAGCUUCACAAACAAAAAAUAAAUUACUUGGUGUUUUAAUUAAAAUAAUGAUGUUAAUAAUUAAGCUCCAUUUUUAGCUUAAUUAUAAUAAAUAGCAACUAAUUUGAAUAAAGAAUACAAUAAUAAUUAAGAAUCUGAUGAGAUUGUUGAUUAUAAUGAGACACUUGGGAUAACAACAGAAAAUAUUUCUAUCCUAGGAUUUGCCUCGAUUGAAAAACUUUGGAAAAAGAAUGAAAAUAAUGGUAUAUAUUCUAAUUGGAGAUAAUUAAUAAUAAAUGGAACAUUUUCAGAAGAAGCAUAUUAAUAUGCAAUUUCUGUUAUUAAAGCAUAUGUUGAAAAAUGUAAAAAUUCAAAAUCUAAUAAUUAAGAAUUAACUGUUCAAAUGGAAGAUUUAAAGUGUUUUAUUUAAAAAAUUGACACUAAUUGGAGAAGUAUAUCAAACUUACCAGAUUUAUUAGAAUUUUCAGAAUUAAUUUAGCAUUAAUAAAAUGAAUAUACUAGACAGUAUAUUGAUUAAAUUACAAGAAACUCAAAUUUCCCUGACAAAAUUUCAUAUAUUUUAAAAAUUCGUUAAUAAAUCGAAUAAAAAAAUCAAAGGAUAUCUAAAAUAAUUUUAGAUGAAAUUCGUUCUGAGUAAGUGACAAUGAUGAAAGCAGAAUUUGAUAGAAUCAAAUCUUAAUUGAAUGAAAAACUAUUGUCAUUUAAAAAUGAGAAGUAGAUCUCAAAAAAAGUCUAUAUUAAAUAUUAAAAUAUCAUUAAAGAUAGAAUAACUAGUGAAAUUUCUGCAUAUCAUUUAUAAAUUAACUCUGAAAUUAAGGCUUAAGAAGCAAUAUUAUAUAAAAAAAAAGGCUUUAAUAAAAUUUAUAAAUUUAUUGAAAAUUUAAAUCAGAAUGAAAAUGAAUUAAAAUAGUACAAAGAUAAUGAAAGUUUACUUAAUAAAUCCUUUAAUUAAUUAUGGAAUGAAAUCGAAAAGGAACAUUCUUAGGAAUAAGAAAAAAUGUUUACAGAAUAUUGUGAUAGUAUAUUUAAAGUAAUUUAAGCAGAAUUUAAAAAAUAUCUCUUAAAAUCCUAGGAAUAAUAUAAAGAGGAUUUUAUGAUCAAACUUAUUAAAUAAAAGCCUGAGCAAUAGGAGUUUCUGCAAUAAUUAAGCAUUAUGUAAUCAUAACUGGAUUAAAUUUAAUUUAUAAGUUUAGAAUAAUCUUAAAAGACUUAUUAAUAUAAUGAGAACUUUGCACUAACUAUCUCCCAAAAGGUGAAGGCUAUGAAUUAAGAAAACUCAAUUUUGUAGAUCAGCAAUUUUUAUAGAUGGAAAUUAACCUUUUUCUAUCUAAAAAAAAAAGAUCUGGAAGAAUAUAUGAAAGAUAAAUUUAUUGAGGAAUUGAAAAAUUAUGUCAAGAAAGAUUAGACUAAAUAAUAAAAAAAAGCAAUAAAAGAAUUUUUAGACUUUUUUAUAAUUUUUUAAUACCAAAUUACAGAAGAAAACUUAGACAAACUUGAUAAAGGAUUUAAAUUUAUUAAUAGUAAAUCUUUAUUAGAAUUAUUAGCAAAAGAUGAUAGUCUGGAUGUAUGUAGAGAAUAAUUCGAAAUAUCUUUAAAAUUCUUUCAAAAAAAUUGCAACCAAUUGAUGAAAAAUUAGCAAUAUCAGGACGAAAUUUUUCCAAUAACAAGCAAUUUUGAUUUUAAUGUAUUUAAGACCAAACAUUUUUAAAAUAAUAAAUACUUACUUAAGGUUAUAGAAGAAGUGGUACCUGAUUUUAAUGUAUAAAAUAAGGAUUUUUUUAAUUUUAUUGAUAAGAAAAAUGAUUUAAAGAGUAAGUCAGUUUUUAAAAAUUAAAUUGUAAAUAUUAUCACUGAACUCAUGAAUGAAACUAAAGGUUGGAAUAAAAUGUAUGGUCAAGUCCAUUUGUUAAUAUUAUAAGAAAUUACAAAUGAUAAUAGUAAUGUUAUGUAAAGUUAAAUUAAUGAUAUCACAAAAAUUCCUUAAUAUACUCCUUUUUUGAUUACAAGGAUAAUGGAAAAAAUUAAAUUAAAAAUAAAAGAAUUUAAUCAGAAUUUUUCAUAUUUUGGAGUAAUGUUAAAUGAUUUAGGCGAAAGAUGUGUAUGUAAUUUUGCAAUUUUUGCGAUUUGGAGAUUGUUCUGUUUUGGUGAAUGGUAAUCAACUUAAAUCAGUAUUGAAGAAUUAUAAUCAUAGAAAGAUGAAUAAUUUAAAAAAUUUUCAGCUGACGUUCUACAAAACAAAUAAUAAUAAAGUAAAAUUAGUGGAGUAACACUUGCCAAUAAUAUUAUUAACUUUGCUAUUGAGAUAUUUUAUUUAAAAUAUGGAGUAGAAUCUUCUAAAAUAUUUGAAAAGUAUAAGUCAGAAUCAUGCUAUGAUGUUAUUAAACAAUUAGAUAGUGAUAUUCUAGAAAGUAAAGAUAUUAAAGUAAAUAAUGAUGAAAUAUUUAAAUACAUAAGUAAUUAAACAGAAUAUUUAGAAAAUCAUAUAAAGAAAAAAGUAUAAAAUAUUAAGAUAGAAUUAUAAAAUAAAAUUAUUUAAUAAUUACAACGAGAUCUCAAGUAUCAUUUAGAAAAAGUUGAAGCAAAUACUAAAUAUUUAUACGAUUGCACAAUUGAUUUCACCUAAGCAGAAGGGUAUUUCAUUGGGUUAAAUAAUUCUAAAGAAGCUCCAACUCUUUUAUUUAAAAUAGUUUUGAAUUGUCUUUCUGGUAAAGAAUCAACAGAAUAUUCCUCUAUGAUUCCUAAAGACAAAUAAGAUGCAUUUUCUACUACAAACUACCAUAAAUUUGAUUAAUUAACUUCAGCACUACAAAAUUAAGAUGGAGAAAUAUAAAUUUUGUUACACUUUAUAAGAGGUUUUAAAGAUAGAAUUAGAGAACAAAUUACUAAUAUUGAUAAACUUACAGUUGAUAUUGCUAAAUUAGAUAUUUAAGAUGCUAUAGAGAAGAUAAAGCUAACACAAAUAGGAUGUUUAGAGGUAUGUCCAAUGUGCAAAAGAAAGUGUGAUUCAGAUAUUGAAGAUAACAACCAUAUACAUUAAUGUAAAAAUGGUCACCAACUUAGAGGUAUUAUUUUAAAUUUAAAUACAUAGGUAUGGCAGGAGUUUUAAUUGGAUUUCAUCCAUCAUUAUACACAUGUGAAGAAAUCUAAGAUGAUUAUUAAAUUUAGGAGUUGGAAAAUAAUUCAACCAAAACUUGGAGUUAAAUUAAAUAGAUUUAUCAUACAUGGUAAUUUAAAUGUCUUUAAAAAGAAUAAUAAUAGUUAUUGAAAGAAAAAUAUAUGAAAAUUUGGAAUAAUGAUAUCGGAAAAAUGAUCUGCAUAUAAUUAAGUAAAAAAUUAGGAAAUGAGGUAUAUUAUACUCCAAAGCAAGAGGUUGAGUUAUCUAAGCACCAAAAUUAUGUUGGCGCUUCUCAUUUUAUCUUGAUAUUAGAUGAUUCAGGAUCAAUGUAAGGAGAAAAAUUUAAUUCAGCAAAAACUGGAUUAAUAUCUUUUUUAUAUGAAAUAUCCCAUAAUGCUCAAUCUAGAGUAACCAUUAUAAUUUUUAAUUCUUCAGCAAGAUGUGUUGUUGACUAUGAAUAACCAAGCCCUUCUAAAUAAGAACAAUAUAUAAAGUAUAUGGGAGGCGGCACAGACUUCAAUUAAGCAUUUUUAUUAGCUUAUUAAAAGAUUUCAAAUAAUAACAACUAUCAUAAUUUUGAAUCGUAUAUAUAUUAACUAUAUUUAGAUUAUCAAUAUUUUUUUAUACAGAUGGAGCCGCGCCUUUUCCAGGAAAAGCUAUUGGAGAGUUUUAGAAGCUUCCUUCUGAUUUGAAAUCAAAAUUAAAAAUUAUUGCUUGCACAGAAGAAAAAGAGCAAUUAGAAUCAUUAGAAAAAAUUGUGGAAUUCUUUUAAAAGGAAUGUUAAAGUGGUUAGCUAAACCCUUCUAUGAAACCUAUAUAAAUUGGAAAAGUCUGGAUUGAAUCAAUAAGUAAUAAGACUCAUUAGAUUAAAAAGUGUUGA
Molecule: messenger RNA, 8173 nt
Organism: Paramecium sonneborni
Lineage: Eukaryota; Ciliophora; Oligohymenophorea; Peniculida; Parameciidae
Source: the annotation of a GenBank genome assembly